CCCAAACUGGCGGCUUAGGGUUUUUGGCGGAAGGGGAUAUAUAGGGCAGCGAAGGAAAAUUUUCUGCCUCUGAGCUCAAAACCCUCAACCCGCAGUUUCUCUCUCGACUCUCUGAACGGUAAUCAUCUAUUCUUCUUCUCCUCCUCCUUAGCUCCGUCUGCUGUUAAUACUAAAUCGUUUCUUUAAUCUUUUAGCUAUUGGGAGUUCAAUUUCGUCGUUCUGAUUUCUGGUUGCUUGGUCUCAAACAGGCUUGAGCUGAAAUUUGCUGUUUCCGGCGGGGUUUCGAUCAAUCAACCAAGAUGCAGAACGAAGAAGGUCAGGACAUUGAUCUCUACAUCCCAAGGAAAUGCUCUGCCACCAACAGGCUGAUUACCUCCAAGGAUCACGCCUCCGUCCAGGUUAACGUCGGUCAUUUGGAUGCCAACGGUCGUUACACCGGCCAGUUCACCACUUAUGCUCUCUGUGGCUUCGUCCGAGCUCAGGGUGAUGGUGACAGUGCCCUCGACAGGCUGUGGCAGAAGAAGAAAGCCGAACUGCGUCAAUGAUUUUACUUGCAAUUAGGAAGCCAUUAUUUAGUUGAGGGAUGGAGCGAAUUGAGUGUAAUGGAUGAUACUUUUUUGUCGCAAUUUUGUGGAUUUUGUUGGCUGGGUUGAUGUUACGUUCAGCUUAUGAAAUUUCAGCUUCAUUUGACUAAAUGCUUAUGGUUGGAAUUCUAUUUUUGGUGUUUGUUGAUCGAUUCUCUUUUGCGUUUCAAUCUGCUUUAGGUCGUCUGAGGCCCAGUGUGAUAGACAAUAAUUGUUAAGAUGGGAACAAUCUAUCCUAUUUCUACCACAUGGGCCGGGUGGUUCAGGUUUAUUCAUUUUAAUCAUAUCCAUGAACUAUGGUUUUGGAAAUAUGAAAUCGGAAAUCCAAAUCAACCCAAAAAAAUUUAAAUACUCCGGUUUGUUUCUAAUUUGGUUGGGUCGGGUUGACAAUAUUUUUAAGUAAAACACAACCCAAUACAAAAAAUGUAAUUAUUCUACACCAUAAAUAUAUUAUAUGACUAAUUAAAAUUUCAAACGAAUAAUCUGAUGUGAAGGUAUUAAAAUGCGCAAAUAUUG
Linum trigynum is the source of this 1100-nucleotide messenger RNA. Lineage: Eukaryota; Viridiplantae; Streptophyta; Magnoliopsida; Malpighiales; Linaceae. The record is from the annotation of a GenBank genome assembly.